Messenger RNA from Daldinia childiae, 2814 nucleotides. Its product is annotated as Autophagy-related protein 13. The transcript is spliced from 3 exons. Gene Ontology annotation, biological process: autophagosome assembly; protein localization to phagophore assembly site; mitophagy. The coding region runs from base 1 to 2814 and encodes 937 amino acids. Gene Ontology annotation, cellular component: cytosol; phagophore assembly site; extrinsic component of membrane. The record is from RefSeq and is a predicted model, not a curated record. NCBI's taxonomy places the organism in Eukaryota, Fungi, Ascomycota, Sordariomycetes, Xylariales, Hypoxylaceae.
AUGCAUCAGACCCCCCGCGCCCCGCCUCGCACAGCCUCGCCCGCCUUAUCGUCCCAGACAAACCCCACAAGAACCAACAACCAGAGAGAUUCAGCAAGUCCUAGUAGUCGCACAUCGUCUAGACCAAGCUCUAGGGCUCAGGAAGGGGCGGCGACAGGAGCAGGCGGCGGUAAUCGCGGUGAUGGAGGCGGUCCUACUCGAGAGUCCAUCAAGAAAUUGGACCAGAUCAUUCAGAAUAUCUACUCGAAGGCAGGCACCGUCAUCCUGCAGGCACGCAUACAGGUAACCCCGAUUCUUGUGGGUAGGUCCCACGAGAAGAGAACAAGUCGAUGGUUUCAGCUCGAUACCGACGACAUCGAUGAUUUCCGAGAAGAAUUUCGCAUAUGGAAACAAUGUGGUGGAUUCGAAAAUCGACCUCCUCCAUUAGUUAUCGAGACUUAUCUUGAUGCAUCCUGGUUGAAGGGCGGCCAGAGCCUAGUCAUUGUAGACGAAAAUGGGAAACGGUGGGAUGUCGUCGAAGCUCUUAACUCUUCCGAUCAGUCUAGUGAUAGCAGCUCUGGUCGUCAGGGUGAGCCUAUUACGCAGCUUGUAUUAGAACGGUGGCGUGUUGAUUUGAAAGGGCCAAAUCCCGAUAAAUCAGAUGACUUUGGUCUUCUACUGCCAACAGUAUACAAAAAGGCCAUCGUCUUGAUGCGAUCUAUAUAUACGACUACAGGUAUCUUGCCAGCAUGGAAACUAGCCAGGAAUUCUAAGACUAAAGGCAGCCAUCCCGCAUUGUCAAUUCGCUGCCGAGUCUUUUCAGGUGAGGCCCCAGCGUAUGGGUCAGACACCCUGAGGAUGCCGUUAUAUAACGGAAGGGGGGAUGUUUCUACGGAUUGCGUAUUUGGCGACCUGGAAAUCCCUGUGGGACGUUUCUAUGUUUCUGUCUCUUACCGCAAUAACUGCAAUUUCCAGGUCGUUGAGACCGAAUCUUUACUGAGUUCCCGUAUCGGCAUGGCCAUCUCCGACGACAUGUUUAAGCCGUCGCUACCCCAUCGUGGACAUGGACGCCACGAAUCAUACGCUCCCGAAGUUGGGUCGCUUCCAUACCACCGCCACGCACACGACGUCACAGAGAACCAGCAACGGUAUGGUAGCUUAUCCACCUUUCAUGGCGAAGGGCCCAUUGGUACCAGCCCGAUUUCAGCAUUAAAAGCUGUUAAAGCCCCAGGCUCGGAUACCAGUUCACCAACCGAUUCUAGACCCGCAAGCGUUGAAGCUCCCCCUCACACUCUCCCUAUUACCGGACCUGCUCGGCGACCAUCUCUUAGAGGGGUAGACGGACCGAGGCGUCCGUCUGUCUCCUUCCAGUCAUCUCCCUUUAAGCAUGGAUCCCUUUCGAGCUCGCCCGUGACUCGAUUACAGGACCAAGAUGUUCCGCCGUCACCGCAUUCCCUUAAUCGGACUUCGGGUUUAAGCGCACACGUGAGGAGCCGUUCCUCGCUAACAGCUGGAAUGGCAGCUUCCUUACGAGGAGUGCCACCUCCAACUGCGGCAGAUAACUCUGUUGCAAGCUCGCCAAGGCCAUCGGUCUCUAAUCGGUUUAGUAGCAGCUUCACGCAUCGUCGUAGUCGGCCAUCGAUUAGCGGUGCUAAUAGAGGAGAUGACGAUCAGAAUAGCAGCGGCAAACAAAGUCUCUCAUCUUCCACUGUACAACCUGGUUCUGGAUUAUUUAAUGAACUCGGGGCGGGUGGCAGUUCUGGGUCCUUCCAGACAGAUGAUGAUAACAUCCAGGAUUUCUUAAAGCUAAUUGAAAGCAAGAGAACACUACAAAGUUUUGAACCUACCAAGAAGGGUGAGUCAGCGACUAAGAGAACAGCCGCUCAGCUAUCUAAAUUCCAUCUUAUGCGCGAGUCGAACAAUGCCCUCACCGAAUCCAUGAACUCGUCUAUGCAAUUACACCGUUCGUCUAGCUCCUCGAGUCGACAAUUAGCCAAUGUUCCAGGGAUGUCGACAUCAUCAUCUCCGGGGAAACCGUUAUCACCUCAUACUCCGCACACGCCGGCCAUUCCAUCACGGUUGAGCGAAAACUCAAGUGUCGACUACGCGCCUACCGCAAGGGUUACGUCGCGGUCGCGCAAUGUCGAAGACCUCGCGGAAGAGCCGGUCAGUGUACAAGCCACUCAUGAGGGAACCACUGCGAUCGAUAUUCCGACCUCUCCGCGGCCUUAUCCGCACGGAAGGCGAUCAAGCUCCGUGGCUCAUCAAAACCGCGCACUGGUUGACGAUGAUGAUGUUGACGCGCAUCGUAGCAUUAGUCUUGGCGCGGAUGACCGCGAGCCGCCUAGUUUGAGCGUUUUGCUAGGAUUAGGUGCUGCCGAAGCUGAUGGCACGGUGGAUACGCCUGGAUUACAAUCCCCUGUCGAUAUUAGGGCAACGAAUUCGCCGGAUACGCUUGAGCAGGAAUCGGAAUCCGUUGAACGGGAAGUCCGGCCUCCUGGUGGUCUUUACACAGGAUUUUCUAGUUCACCCUAUACUAGACGUUAUGGUAAUAGCAUUGGCCGGGGGAUAACACCUCCCCAUUCUGGAAGCGGCAGUCUAGCAGGAUCUAGUGGUAGAUUCGGCAGAGGUUAUUCACGCGGAGGUGCUACCGGCUUAGGCGUGGCAGGCACCGUCGCGGACGAGACCGAUGAUGAGCCGCUUCUUUUCGACAUGUCGGAGAUCACCCGCGAACAAUCACGUCGCAGUCUAGAGGAAGGUAGGGGUGGCGGCAGCGUGGGAUCUACAGGUGACAGGGGAGGAUACGAAACAAGCCAUAGGAACCGCCGUUGGUAA